CAUUUAUCAAACGUUAUGUUUGCAGUAUAUCAAGUUAUGAGGUAAUUUAGUAUAUUUAAUAUAAUUAUUUAAAGUUACAAUGAAUUUAUUUUUAUAAUAUACAUAAAUAUGGAACAAAAAUUUAACAAUUUUAAUAAUAAUCCUUAUGAUGAUAAUUCAUAUGAGGCAGCUAUAAAAAAAUUAUGUGGUUUACAAAGUAAUAGUACAUAUUUAAAAUUAGCAACAAAAAAUAAUUCACAAACAAGUGAUACUUAUAAAUUACUUGAUACAAUAAAAUAUUUAGUUCGGUCUGGUAUUACACUUGAAAAGUUAGACACUUUAUCAGUAAUACAUGUAGCAGGUACAAAAGGGAAAGGUUCUACUUGUGCAUAUACAGAAGCUAUUUUACGUGAACAUGGUUUCAAAACAGGAUUCUUUAGUUCUCCACAUUUAAUUAGUGUAAGAGAACGCAUAAGAUUAAAUGGACAACCAAUAAGUGAAAUGCAUUUUACUCAAAACUUUUGGAAAAUAUAUAAAAAAUUAGAAGAUACAAGAGAAUAUGAAUCUGAUAUGCCUGCAUAUUUUAAUUUUUUAACAGUUCUUAUGUUCAAUAUAUUUUUAGAUGAACAUGUUGAUGUUGCUAUAAUUGAAGUAGGUAUUGGAGGUUUAUAUGAUUGUACAAAUAUUGUAAGAAAUCCUGUCUGUGUAGGUAUAACUAGUUUAGGAUUAGAUCAUACUUCUCUUUUAGGUAAUUCUCUUGAAGACAUAGCUUAUCAAAAAUCUGGAAUUUUUAAAUCAGGAACUAUUGCAUUUUCUGUUCCACAAUUACCUCAAGCAAUGUAUAUAUUAGAAAAAAGAGCAAUUGAAAAAAACUGUAAGUUACAUAUUGUACCAACCUUUGAUGAAUAUAAAUGGGAAAAUAUUUCACCUACUUUGCAAAUAAUAAAUAAAGUUCAACAACAAAAUGCAUCUCUAGCUAUUCAGAUGGCUAUUGAAUGGAUACAAUCUAAAACUGAUAAAAUUUCAAAUGUUUUACAUAAUUCUAUAAAUAAUAAUAUUUGUUGUAAAUAUAAAGAAAGUUCUCAAAUAAUUGUAUCUAUGGAUAAGAUAGCAAUAGCUUUAUCUUUUUGCAAAUGGCCAGGUCGUAUGCAAAUUUUAAAAAGUAGUAUUGGUGACUUUUUUUUAGAUGGUGCUCAUACAAUCGAAAGUAUUAAAUGUUGUAUUUCUUGGUUCAAUGAUAUAAGUAAUAAAAAUAGAGGAAAAAGAUUUCUUAUUUUUAACACAUCUGGUAAUCGAGAUCCAAUUAGAUUAUUAAUAUUAUUAAAAUCUUUAUAUUUUCAUAAAGUAUAUUUUGUACCAAAUUUUGCUGGAAUUAAAAGUUUAGAUGAUGAAGUAAAUUGUUCUUUAAUAGAUGAACAAAAAAAAAAAUGUGAAAUGAAUUCUAAAAUAUGGGGAAGAAAUUCAGUGAUUGUAAAUAGUGUUUUUGAAGUUUUACAAGAUAUAAAAAAUAAUUCAGAACAAAAUCAGAUAUUUGAAAAAAACCAGAUAUUAGUGACAGGAUCCUUACAUUUAAUAGGUACAGUUCUUACUAUUUUAGAUCCAAAUUUGACAAUGAAUACACAAUUUUAAUAUUUUUAAAAUUGAAAUUAUAUAUAUAUAUAUAUAUAUAUAUAUAUAUAUAUAUAUAUAUAUA
Messenger RNA from Apis laboriosa (Himalayan honeybee), 1672 nucleotides. It is a transcript of the gene Fpgs1, whose product is annotated as folylpolyglutamate synthase, mitochondrial. The transcript has 4 exons. NCBI's taxonomy places the organism in Eukaryota, Metazoa, Arthropoda, Insecta, Hymenoptera, Apidae. Gene Ontology annotation, cellular component: cytoplasm; cytosol; mitochondrion. The coding region runs from base 109 to 1608 and encodes 499 amino acids. Gene Ontology annotation, molecular function: ATP binding; tetrahydrofolylpolyglutamate synthase activity. The record is from RefSeq and is a predicted model, not a curated record. Gene Ontology annotation, biological process: tetrahydrofolylpolyglutamate biosynthetic process.